ACCGAAAAGAACCGAAAUCUAAAUUAAAAAACCGAAAAGGAACCGAAACCGAAAUUUUAAUUUCUUUUAAAACCGAAAAGAAACCGAAAUUUUAGAUUUUCUUAGAACCGAACCGGAAUCGGAACCGUAAAAAUCAUCAAGGUUCCAGUCCCUGAAUUUACGUUUGCCGGGUUAGCUAUUAUUGUAGCUGUUAUUAUAUAAUGUAAAAAAAAUGUCAGGUUCAACUAAGGUGACUUUUGCCGGGGCAACGCCGGGUGGGACACCUAGUUAUAAUUAAUUUUUAUGUAUUCAAAAAUAAAAUUAAUAUUAAAUAUAAAAAAAUAGCUAAUAUACACUAGAUAUUUGGUUUACUUACAUAUUUUAUUAGUUGUUUAUGUUCCACCAUUAAUUUAACAUAUUUUGUGGCAUUGUAUAACUAUCAUGUUAAAUGUGUCAAUGGUGAUUUAUUAUUUGUCUUUCAUAAUUUAAGGUUUUUUUAUAUUUUAUCCUUAAAAUUAUAAACAAAUUGUUAUGGCGACCAAAAAGAAAAGUAAUAAUGAGUAUUGUUUACGUCAUUUUCAAAACUCACUAUUAUACAGAAUUGUUUUAUUGAUUAUAUCUUACAUACAUAUUUAUUUUAUGUAUGAUAAAUUUUAAAAUACAAAAAGGGGGCCUUGGUUCACAGAGAUGAAACCCAAAAUUGUGUCAGUAGAUACGGGAUUGGUAAAUCGGACAAAAUGACCUUUUUAUGUUUAAAUGGAUCCUGGGAAAAACAAUUUAUUAGGUAUGUUGAGUCCCGAAAUUUAGUUUUGAUUUGUUUUAUCUAUGUAAGACAUACUCAAGUCAACUUGAGUUUUUUAAAUUUAAUUUCUUCAAAUCAACCCAACUCUUUUUAUAGAUAUUUGACGUGUAUUUUACACUUUCAUAAUGUAUUAAUAAUUUAAAUCAUCAAGGUUAGGUUAGGUUAAUAGGUAAAUAAUAUACAUUUUUGUUUGUCAAUCAAAUGGGGUAAUUGAAAGACUAUAUCUUUAAUAUUACGAUGUAAUUCUGUCACAAUAAUAUUAUUUUCAGCUCAUUAGAUUAUUUUAAGAUAAAUUCUUUGAUACAUUUAUGUCAUAUAUAAUAAAAAUAAUUUACAUUUGCGAUAUUUUUGAUGGACAAUUACCAAAAAAUUAGUAUUUUAAUUUUUUUUUACCGCACAUUUUUUAGAUGAAUAUUUUUGCAUCAAAUUUCGUGAAGCGUUUGUCACUGGAUACUAUUUACUGGAUAUCAUGAAUAACGGAAAGCGAUAAUUUUUACAGUGUAUUUUGAAACCCAUUAAGAUGUUGUAUUGCCCCCUUAACAGGUAUUAUAUAUUGAUCGACAAAAGUGGUAAAUUUUGCAUUAUAAUUUGAAUAAUAAAAUAAAAAUGAAUAAAAUGCAAUGUGAUUAUAUUGCCAGCUUUAAAAUAAGAGAUAUAAUUAUGUUUAUUGAAAAUUUAGUAUAUAUUUACUGCCGUUUAAAUAUUUUUAUAAUUUGAUAGAACGGUCUAGUUACAUAUCACAAUGUCAUUAGCAUAUUAUCAUAAUGUUUUAAUUUUUAAUACACAUAAUUUUGUAAACAGUAAUAUAAAUAUUGUAUACUCACAUUAAUUAUUGAUGAUUAAUUAUAUGAGCGUGGGUUUAGUUGCAUUAUCUAUAGCUUAUUUAAAACCGAAUGAAGUUUGAUAAAUGAUUUAUUCAAAUAUACACUUUUACGCCAAACGUUGACAAUGAUGCAUAUAUGUGUGUGCGAUUAUAUUUUAUAAUUAUAUUCAAGUAUAAUAUAAGCUUUAUAAUUAUUAUUUUUUUUAUUAAAAAGUGUAUAUUCCAAAUAUUUACCAACUAGUUAUUCAACAAAUUGUAUAAUACAUAUUUUGUAACUCGGGAAGAUCUAUCCUCAAUCAAAAUGUUGGUAAUAAAGUUGUUCAAUAAAUUAUUUUGUAUUUGAUCGUCAGCAAUAUCCAUUAUAUCGAAGAAAUAAACUAUAAUAUGCUCACUGUCACUGUUAAAGUAUAGCAAUAUAUAUAGAUGAACAAUAUAUUGGGACGUAAAACAUUUGGGCAGCAUCAUGGCUGAUUGCAGAAUGUUAAGCAAAAAUAAAAAUAAUCUGAAUCAUUAUUUUUUGAAUGGAUCGCUUGUACUUUUAUAUACAAUGACUUUGCUGUUUGAAUCACAUGGUAGCAUACUGCAAGGAUUGUCGUACAAUGAUGCCAAAUGUUCAGAUGCAAUGACGUGUACCACUUGUACAAUCAAAUAUCUGUGUCAAUGGUCCCUAAAACAACAGACAUGUAUAAGCUGUAUCCCAUUCAACUCUUCAAGCUUAAUGGUAUCUAAUAUAGUAGAUUGUCCACGAAUUUCAGUUGAAAAAAUAUAUCAUGAUGAUAAAUAUUUUAUUAACUUGAAAUACAUUGUAAAGGUAUUAAAAGAUUCAGUAGGUUUUUCGGACUAUCUUCUCACAAAUGACAUGUAUUGCAUAAGACAAACAUCAAGAUUGAAAUAUCCGGUGGAGAAAAAAAACGAUGAAUUUAUAUGUUCAAUGAAAAUGGGAAAAUUAUACCAUAAAUUAUUGAAUGUACAAUCAUUUACAGAAUUUAUUUUUGUGAAGUUCAAUGAAGUCAUGCUGCGGUUUGAUUAUGUCUCCGAUCACUAUGUUACGUUUCAUGAGCAUGAUAUAUGUGCCUUCGAAGGAUUGCACAACUGUGUGACUUGCGCAUGGAAUAACAACAAGUUUUCAAACUACUUGAAAUGGUGUACGUCCGAAUAUACCUGUGAGGUUCGAAAGGAGUUUUACAACUUGAAUAACAACGCCGAGCCACCAUCAAGAUAUUUCGACUACCCGGGAUAUGAAGAAGUGUAUUUGACGAACAAAUGUCAAGAUGUAAACGUGACGAAGGUAGAUCCGUUAUCAGGGCCACAAUCAGGUGGCACGUCCGUAACGAUCGUCAUUAGAAACCACAGGAUACUUGCGGACAACCGAACCGUAAUGGUGACGGUCGCAGGAACUGUGUGCACGAACCCUAGAACGUCCGGACCCGAUACGAUCACUUGCACCACCUCACCAUUGGUGAAUGCCACAAAUGGAACAUUGAAAGGUCCCGUUCUGGUCAAGUACUGGUCAAAUAAUGCUGGAUUGACAAUAGAGUCUUCACAACAAUUUAAGUUUGACGUCGGCCCUAUCUGUGGCACUCCCAGUCCCGUGCUGGACCAGAAUCAACAACUUAGCGCCUUACUGUCCGGCGGCAUCGCUGUGGCAGUCCGGGGUGCACAUUUCGUUGAACCAUGCGUUGUAUUCCCCGCCCGACUCUUCAUCAUGUGGCCAAACGGCACCAUGGUGUUUGCGUCAAGUAAUUGUGAUCCACCGGUCAACGACACGUAUAUGACCUGCCAAUCUCCCAGACUGGAUUUCCCGGGCGUUGACGAGAGAUGGAUGCUUAAUUUCGGGAUCAACGUGAUGAACUUCACAAGGAAUCAGUCAUUGUUCAUUGACGGUCCGCCAUUCGGGUUUUCGGUGUAUUUAGAUCCGGUGCUGGUGGACUUUGAAAUAGACGGAGCCGGUUCAGUAGUCGUCAACGGUCGCCACUUGCAGCACCUUCGGCCAGUCGAUAUCCUGAUACGGGUCUUGGAUCCUUCGGCCACGGAUUGUGUAGUUGUUUCACUUACACAAAAAAGUAUAGUAUGUGAACCGACCACGCCCAUUGCUCCAGCUGCUGUCGUGUUGCUCAAGAUCUUGGUAAAAAUCGGUGAUUCUUUGUCAUAUACCCUACUCAAUAAACCGCCACUCCCUAAUGACGAUCCUUCCAAUCUUCCAAGUCACGACAAUCCGUUCACACUAUCCAGCUGGUUUCACGCAAUCAUCGCCUUGACAACAUCUCUGCUGUUUGUUUACGCGUUGGCCCAUUGCCUAAAUACCAAAAAUGGGUACAAUUUGUCGGAAAGCAUUCAUCAUACACUGGUAGACUCCGCAGAAUAGUAGGUUUGACCUACCUUAACCUACACAUUUACACUGAGCUGUAGUUUUAAAUCAAUAGUUUAUUAGACAGAUAAAUUUAAAAUGGCUGUAAUUAUAGUUCAAGCAUAAUAUAUUACUCUAUAGUAAAAGGUUUAAAAAAAAAUGUCAUUAAACGAUAUUAUAAUAAACAAAACUGGUGUUCUAAUUAUGAUUCCAGAUAGCAAUGCUCGAUAAGUAUAAAAAAUAUUAAUGUAAUAGUAAUAAUAAGUAUAAAAUAAUUAGUACUAACUGUCUAAUGUCUAACUGAAGAAAUACUUAAGGAGCGUCAUAAUUAUUUUUAUUAAUGUAUAAUACAUUUAUAGUACAUUUAAAUUAAUGAUUUUUUUAAAAUGUAAUAUUUUAUUAAAAUUCUAACUUAAUCUUUCAAUUCUCAAUUUUUGACGAAAUUGAGAAUAUUUUGUUGAAAAUAUACACAAAUAACUUUUAGAAUAUUACAAAUAAUUUGAUUUAGUUGAAUGUUUUGAGCAUUUUGAUCACUAGCUGCUUUAGAAUCACUAAUAAAUAUGCUCACUUUGUUCUAUUAUACUAAACUUGUAUAACUCAAUCACCGUCGAUACGUCAAUUUAUUUAAUUAAUUAUUAAAGUUCUUCUAAAACUAAGUAAUGCAAGUAUUGUGUCCAAAAAUUAAAGACAAUGAUCAGAUUGAUUUUAGUGCAAAUGGAAUUGAUUAUGGAUAGGUUCUAAAAAAAUUUAUGUUGUAGUAUUAAGGACUUAGUAAAAUCAGUUUUCUUUCAUUCUUUCAAAAAAUGUUAAAAUUAAUUUUUUUUUUUUAAUAUUAUUGAAAAAUUACUUAAAUA
This is a messenger RNA of Myzus persicae (green peach aphid), 4805 nucleotides long. RefSeq lists its product as uncharacterized. The transcript has 3 exons. Bases 2068 to 3969 code for a protein of 633 amino acids. Lineage: Eukaryota; Metazoa; Arthropoda; Insecta; Hemiptera; Aphididae. The record is from RefSeq and is a predicted model, not a curated record.